Bombyx mori (domestic silkworm) is the source of this 1427-nucleotide messenger RNA. It is a transcript of the gene mRpS31, whose product is annotated as small ribosomal subunit protein mS31. The record is from RefSeq and is a predicted model, not a curated record. Gene Ontology annotation, cellular component: mitochondrial small ribosomal subunit. Lineage: Eukaryota; Metazoa; Arthropoda; Insecta; Lepidoptera; Bombycidae. Bases 290 to 1381 code for a protein of 363 amino acids. Gene Ontology annotation, molecular function: structural constituent of ribosome. The transcript is spliced from 6 exons.
AUCCCAUAUCAUCUCAUUUCAUUUAAUUUCAUCUAGGUUGAUUAAUAUCUCAAAUUAAUCAUCUUCAUUUCAUUUCACUCCAUAUUAUCAUUUUUCAUAAAAAUAAGAAUAUUUAUAAAAUAAGACAUGACUUAAAAGUCUUAGUGACCAGAUCAUAAAAUCCCUUUAAAAAAACCACACUGUCAGUCAGCCGGAGUCAGCUGUCAAUAAAUUUGUAAUAACAAAAUCACCGAGAUUUAACCUAAAAAAGAAAAUUAAAAUUGCCUAAUAUUUCGAAUAGUUAGUUACUAUGUUAACAAGACUCAAGUUCAGAAAAGAUUUAAGGGUAAUCGCACGGUGUUUGUCAGACAAAUCCAAGGAUAAUGAUGGGAAGCCUCAAGUAAUUCAAGAUGCCAAGAAGAAAACCGUAAAAAAUGAUCCGGCUACUGAAAAGAUUCAAGAACUGUUGAAAAGCAUGAUGGCACCUCCAAAAAUAAGCGAAGCUGAGUACAGAGAAAAAUUCGCAACAUCUCCAGAUACUAGGCGAAGUAAACAAGUGGACGAAAUAGAAGUGAAGACUGAAAAAAUAGAGGAGAGCAUCACAAAAGCUGCUACUGAUGUUGCUCAAGCUAUAGGGGGUGAUGUCAAACAAACAGAAGCAGAGCUUCUAUCUCGUGUACUUGGGAAAAUCAAUCAAACUUCUACCACUCUCAGUGACCUUUUAGUUGGGAUGAAGGUAGACAGAACAGUAGAACCUGAUGAAGUCCAAAAAAAACCAGAUACUAGAGAGCAGCAAGUGAAAAGACUUGUAAGCAAAGCAAAGACAACUGAAGCUUCUCCUACUAGAUAUUCACAACGGAAAUCAGCAUAUGUUCCCAAUGACAGGACAAGGCAAGGAAGAGACAGUAACAGAAGUGGUACUCCACAAAUCACAGAAAUUGAUAUAUUUGGUGGUGAGCCACUUGGUAUAUUCAAGACAACAGAACCAAACUAUGGAACAAAACUGGAUGUUUGGGAGAACCUAAAAAAACGAGAGCUAAGUUUAGCAACUGCACAGCCCCCGGCCAAUUAUUUCCAGAAAAUUAUCCUGUGGACCAAUCAGGGUAAAGUUUGGAAAUUCCCCAUUGACAACGAGCAAGGGCUGGAAGAGGAACAAAAGAUACAUUUCUCCGAGCACAUAUUUUUGGACACACAUCUAGAAGACUGGUGCCCGAAGAAAGGACCGAUACGCCACUUCAUGGAGCUCGUCUGCGUCGGACUCUCAAAGAAUCCAUUUUACACCGCCCAGGAGAAAAAAGAACACAUCAUGUGGUACAAAGACUAUUUUGUAACGAAAAAGGAUUUAUUGACCGAAGUAGGAGCUUGGGAUCUACCUAACAGCAACAAAGAGGCGUCGGUCUAAUCAUACAGUAUAGAGGGUAGUUCUGUUAAUAAAAUAAAUAAAUAAA